AUGGCAAAAGCUUCUCUCCUUAUCCUCAAAGUGCUGCUCACUAUUCUGUUUUCUGUUUGGCUUUCCCUUUGGCUUCUUAAGCCGACAAGAACGUGGGAAAAAAAAUGGCGAGAAGCCGAAGAAAAAGCAAUGAAAACUGUUUUUAACUAUAAUGGCCUAAGUUUUGCUGUCUAUACAUUUCCGUUUCUCGCCUUGGCUAUGGUUGGAUUCAUUUACUUGGAACUGAAGCUAAGAACCAACCAAAUGAGACCAGAGAGGAAGUUGAUCAGUGCUCUUUCAAAUCCCAUUGUUGUUAAUCGCUAUCUUGGCAUUUUAACUGGAACUGAGAUCCUUCUCGUAUUCCUAUUUGUCACCUUUCUGUUCUGGACCUUCUAUGCUCACAUUUCUAAUGAUUUCAAGAAGAUGAUGCCAACCAAGUCACUGAAACUGAGUAUGUGGCAAUACAAAGUGCUUAAGGUGGCAACCCGCUUUGGUUUGUUGGCAGAAGCCUGCCUGGCUCUUCUUCUUCUUCCAAUUUUAAGAGGGAUGGCAAUAUUUAGGAUACUUGGCGUUCAGUUUGAAGUUUCAGUAAGAUACCAUAUCUGGCUGGGGACUACAAUGAUAACUUUUGCCACACUACAUGGUGCUGGCACCUUUUUCACAUGGGGGAUCAAACACCACAUUCAGGAUGAGAUGUGGAAUUGGCAACCAACAGGUCGAAUAUACCUUGCUGGGGAGAUUGCUCUUGCUGCAGGAUUAGCCAUUUGGAUCACAUCACUUCCACAUAUUAGAAGAAAACAUUUUGAGAUCUUCUACUACACACACCACCUUUACGUGAUCUUCUUUACAUUCUUCUUGUUUCAUGCUGGAGACCGCCAUUUUUAUAUGGUUUUCCCUGGCAUUUUUCUUUUUGUCCUCGACAAAUUUUUGCGAGUCAUACAAUCAAGACCUAAAACUUGCAUCCUUUCAGCUCGAGUAUUCCCAUGCAGAGCCAUAGAGUUAACUCUGCCAAAAGAUCCAAAAUUGACUUAUACCCCUGCAAGCAUCAUAUUUGUGAAGAUACCACGUAUUUCUGAGUUGCAGUGGCACUCCUUCAGCAUAACUUCAAGUUCUAGUGUUGACCAUCACACCAUGUCAGUUAUAAUCAAAAGUGAGGGAUGGUGGACAAAUGCUCUUUAUAAUCUAGUCUCAGCCAAGCCAGAUAGGGAAGCUGAUCAAAGAAGAUGUCUUCCAAUUGCUGUAGAAGGACCUUAUGGAUCUGCAUCCGCGGACUUCCUAAGAUAUGACAGUCUGCUUUUAGUGGCUGGAGGAAUUGGGAUAACACCAUUUCUAAGUAUCUUGCAAGAAAUUGCCUCUGCACGAAGCAAUGGCAGACGUAUACACCCCAAGAGAGUACUACUGAUAUAUGCUGUAAAGAAAACUCAAGACGUCUCACUGUUGAAUCCAGUUCUGGCUCAGCUACUCAAUGUUGAACAAAAUUAUUUAAAGCUGAAAGUAUUUGUGACCCGGGAAUUUGGAAACCAAACAGUAGGAGAAGUACUCAAUGAGGUCUCUCAAGUUAAAACAAUAGAUUUUGACACCUCUACCUCUAAAUAUGCAGCAUACGGGGUUGAAAAUUUACUGUGGAUGGCUGCCAUUGUGGGGCUUUGUUCUAUUAUUUUUCUGGUGCUUCUAAUUUGCUUCAACUGGUCCACUCAUUUUUAUGGUGAAAUGCCUUCAGGACGAGUUAUGACAGUUCCCUCUUCUACGACGGAUCUCUUCCUUCUGUGCUCUUUUGUUAUUGCAAUCAUAUGCAGUAGCUUACUAGCAAUAGUUUUGAGAUGGAAAAGAGCUAGGAAAGAGCUCCUAUCUUUCUCAGGUACACCAAUUGAAACAACAAAACCUACUGGAGUAGGAAUAGAUAAUACACUGGUGGAACAUGAAAUCCAUUUUGGAGGAAGGCCAGAUUUCAGAGAAGUAUUCUGCAAAUUCUCAAAUGAAACUGAAGGUUCUAGUGUUGGAGUCUUCGUAUGCGGUCCUGAAUCGAUGAAAGAGUCUGUGGCAUUAACCUGCAAGCUAAGUUCUCGUGCUUUCAGGGUGGAUAGUCAAAAAAGAAAGCUAUCCGUCAGUUUCCAUUCACUAAACUUCACUCUGUAGUCUCUCAAGAAUCAUUCAAUCCUCCCAGCCAUGAGUUACACCUUGGUCCAUUUGAACUCAGAAAAUAGGCAGCUAUGUAGUCACCAUAACAUGUGCUGCAGAAAAAGUCGAGUAAUGAGCUAUUUCAUUCACGUAUAUCCAUAUCUACUUAUAAUUGGCACCGUAGACUGAUUGCAUAGUGGGGGUUAGAACUUCAGUGCUUGUAUUUGGCUCUGUAAGAUGCGAUUUCCUGAUAAUCCACUUUCUCAAGAGAAGAAU
Coffea eugenioides is the source of this 2373-nucleotide messenger RNA. RefSeq names its product ferric reduction oxidase 8, mitochondrial. The record is from RefSeq and is a predicted model, not a curated record. The transcript is spliced from 8 exons. Gene Ontology annotation, cellular component: plasma membrane. NCBI's taxonomy places the organism in Eukaryota, Viridiplantae, Streptophyta, Magnoliopsida, Gentianales, Rubiaceae. Gene Ontology annotation, molecular function: oxidoreductase activity. Bases 1 to 2115 code for a protein of 704 amino acids.